Mercenaria mercenaria is the source of this 1497-nucleotide messenger RNA. RefSeq lists its product as uncharacterized. The coding region runs from base 780 to 1349 and encodes 189 amino acids. The record is from RefSeq and is a predicted model, not a curated record. The transcript is spliced from 10 exons. Lineage: Eukaryota; Metazoa; Mollusca; Bivalvia; Venerida; Veneridae.
CGAAAGUCCGAAAAUUCGCAUCGGCCGCUGGUUCGUUUGCGCUAUGGAAAAUAGCCGUACUUUUACAGUGCAUCAAUACUAGUUCGUACUGUGUUUGCAGUUAUAAACAUACACAUCGUACUGAGUUUGCAGUUAUAUUAUACAUACAAGCAAUUUGUGUUAAAGCUCUCAACAGCUCAAAGUCAAAACACAGAGCCAAAGCAAGUGUCUAAAGAUUUUCAACAGCAGUGGCACAGAUGGCUUCAUGAUAAAGAUUAGUUCUUUAGGAGAAUAAGAAAGAAAAGCCAAGGAAAAUUUCCAGAUAGAGGGAACUGUCAGAUUGGUAAUGGAUGAUUUGUUUUGUGUGGAUGUCCACGAUGUAUUGAUGUCGGCAGAUAUUGACAAAUUGUACAUUUUAAAAGAAGGCGAGGAAUUAAAUCUUCCAGGACCUUCUGGUUCAGGUUUGCAGGAUUGCCUACAGAAAAUAAUGUUGUCAAUGAAAAGAAAGACUGUGAGUCAAGUGUUCCAGAAAUCAAAGGGAGCAGGAAAACUUGCUAUUGGCUGGUUCAAUUAUGAUCGUAAGCAGAGAAGAUAUAUAAAUGUACGGUCACAGAAAGGGGGUGGAACUGCAGUUAUAGACAUACAGAAAUCGUCAGAAAAUAUGUAUGCAGAAAUUUUAAAAAAGGCGGCAUACCAAAGUAACAGAAUUCGAGUUACAGCUUGGAAACAACCAGGGAAAUGCCUUAAAUGAUGACUCUAAAUCUGUGGAAUGUGUUAGAGAAAAUAAACGUAUAAAUGUAAUGACCAAAGAAAAGGUAUUAUUUGUAGAAUCAGACAGUGACAGUGACUUUGAACUGCCAGAUAUAUCUUUCAGUAGGAGGAAAAGACCUUCAGCACCUGUGACGACAGCACCUUUCGUAGAUGAUGUUCUAAUAUCUACACCUAAAAGUAGUGUAUCUGUUGCUGUCUGGCCAAUUACAAAUAGACCUACUAGUAAUGUAACAAUGUCAACUUCUGGACCUGUUGUGGUACCCGUCACGACCUCAUCCAACACUUGUGAUCAACAAAUGCAACAGAACAUUCAUAUUUCUGCUGGAACACCAACUGUAACUUUUAAUUCUUCCAGCAUUCAAUGCUGCAUCUGCAUGGAUAGAGACAGAGACUCCUUUCUAAUUUUUUCAUGUGGACAUACGUUCUGUAUGGUGUGUAGUAUUGCACAGGAGUGGGGGGGGGGGGUAACAGAGAACGUGCACAAUUUGCAGGCAGAUAAUUACAGGGGUAGGGCAGAUCAGACAAUGAGGAAAAAACUUCAAAUGGCAGCCACAAGACUGAAGGGACAAAUAUUUUCCAGCAUCUUUGUUCGCUUAUAGGAAAAAAUAUCAAAAGUUUUCACUGGGAUAAACAAUAAUUUCUCGUACUUAUUCUUUAAAGUAUGUAUUAGAUUUACACAAUACAAUUUAAAUGAUAAUUCUGUAACUAAUUGUUAUUCACUGGGGCUGUUUUAAUAAACACAGUUAU